CGUCGGCUCGAGGGGCUCGCCUCUCGCAGCCCUCCGCUGGAGGGACCGGGGCUUUUCCGCUCCUGGGAUAGGAAGCCCUCGGAGGGGUCGCGCGGGAAGGACCCCGGAGGCCGCACGGCGCCGGCGCAACGGCUGGAUAGCAGCACAGGCGCCUCGGCGUGUCCGCUGGAUGCGUGGCGGUUGCUGUGGGGUGGCGGGUUCAGACAUGCACAUCACCGUGGCGCUGCGGGCAAGGCUAGUGCCCGCUCCCUGGUGUUGCUCUUGCCGGGGUGCGUGUGUCACAGAUGACGCUCCCGUAGCGCCGUUUUCCUUCCCUCACAGCCGAGAGCGUGAGGGGUGCGGGCCGUGGACGUCUUCCUCCGGGUCGGAGAAAUUUCUGCACCGAAGCCUCAUGCCCCAGGCUGGCCUUUCCAUUGCUCUUGAGAUCUACUGAAGUGUUAUGUCAUUCUGAUCUCCACAGAAGAAAACACAUUCUACCUUAGUUAGCUUGAAGAAAGAUUAAGAAGAUGUAUCCAGUGCCUAGUUCUAUGCAUGGAGUGGAAGAAGAUAAUGGACAUCCUAGGAAACUUAUUUCUUUCCUUUUUGUUUUUGGCAUUACAUUACUAUGUGCUGGAUUUCUCCUCUCAAUGUUCGUUUUGCAGACAUGUCCAAGUGGAGCCUUUGGUGAUUGUAAAGGAGCCCUUAAAAUCAUUGGGCCUUUGCUUGCUGUUACUGGACUAGUAUGCAUAAUUCUGGCACAGUCAAGGGCGAAAGGCUACCUCAGAGAGGUGCAGUUGCAAGAUGAUCAGGUGUAUGGGUUUGUUUUUUGCCGAGGAAACUGCCAGUUUGCUCAAUUCCUUGUCUUUGGGUUUUUAUUUUUAACAAGUGGCAUGCUUAUUAGUGUCCUCGGCAUUUGGAUUCCUGGAUGCAGCCCAGGAUGGCACUACCAGCAGUUUAAUCACAGCAAUACCUCCAGUGUUGAACUCCAAGACUGUGGAUUUCAUUCUGUUCAAACCAUGGGUCCUUUGAUUGUGCUUAUUGGGUUAUGUUUCUUUGUGAUAGCUCACAUUAAAAAGAAACAAAGCUUAAAUAUUGUUCAAGAAUCUUCAGUAAAUGAAGAAGACCAACUAAACCCCGAUUCAUUUCAAGUCACAGUAGGCGAUACCAUAAUGGUGUUCCCUCCACCUCCACCACCUUAUUUUGCUGACUGUCCGCUGCAAACCAUAACUCCUAGCUUGGUGACAAGUGAUUCAACUUUUGGUGAAAAUCCUCCCCCAUACCACAGCACUUUUAUUAACUGGUCAGCUGAAAGUCUUGAAGAACCUGAAGAGAUGCUGGAUGAAGAACUCGGCAAUAACUUCUCACCUCCACCUUAUGAGAAAUUAUUUCCACCAUCAUCAUAAAUAUUACAAAGACAUCCCUGACCCCUCCUUAAGGAUUGGCCUGCUUCUAUAUGACGCCUUCAUCUCUGAACUGAUUACUCUGAACCAGAGAUAUGAGGCUGAGAACUGCAUCAAGGCACCUCUUGAGACCUUGGCUUUCUGAAAAUGGGUCCUGCUCAUUCGCUGGGCACCUGGACCAACUGCAGGUGCGCAACAUUUUGUGUUCAACAUCAUCAUUUAAAACAAUCUGGCUUUCCACUCUGCCUUUCUGGGCUGAAGCUUUUCUUUUUUACCCAGCUAUAGGAGUAGCUAUACAGUAUAUGAGUAGCUAUUCAGUUUCACACUAUGCAGCCUGCUUGCUUACUUCCCUGCCUCUCAUUUUGGUCCAGGAACCACAGGGGGCGAGGAGCAGCAGCAGAAGCUGCCCCUGGCUACUUGCUCGUGGGCUCUCCACCUGCCAAGCGAACAAGUGGUAGCAAUGCUGAGAAAAAGCUGCAGGGACAGUAGCAGUUGCUGACAAUGGUCGGGAAUAGGCUGGCACACCAAAGGAAGAAUCCACUGCAGAUGCCUUGACCAAGAGCCCUCCGCAGCAUAGGCUGACUUGGGUCCCCUGCGACUUUCCACAACCACACUGGCGGCAGCAGUGCAGUGGCAGCUGCGUGGCCCACUCCACAUGGCGCUGCCUGGCUCCUGCAAGGGCCACGUGAUCUCCAAGUGGCCCCGGUGGAGCCAUGAGCUCCCCACCGGCUCUGCGUCCUCUUGCAGGCCAUGGGGGCAAGUCACUCUGGUGUCCCUGAAGGGCUUAGUGUGGAUUUAUAGAUCAGUUGUUAGAUGAUCAAGAUGUGAAAAGGUGAGUUUUUUGUUUUCACUUCCAAGGCUGGCAUUGCAGGUCUGCUCCUCGAAGCUUAUGUUAUUCCUGAUCAUUUCAAAAUUCGAACAGAAGCAGAAAUUUUUCUGUUCAAAAUCUUUUUCUGUUCAAAAGGGUUUUCUUAAUAGCAGAUCAUGUAUCCAAGCAGUAUGAAAAAAAGAACGACAAAAAGAUGAAGAUUUCAUGUAAUUGCAUGAAUGGGAAAUAUGAAUUCAUAUUUUUAAAAUGAUGUGCGUAAGUUUUCCGCUGUCACACACAAUCAGCCCAACCGUUCUGUUGUUUGAUCAAGCACCUGUAAUGUAUGGGCUCCCUUAGAAGAAUUGUGAGGAAGUUAUUACAGUUCAGCAGAUCGUGUGGUGAAAUUUCCCAGUUUCCAACAGCCAGGAGAGGUUCUUGGAGCCAUGUUGAGGCCUUAAGGCCUUCAGCUUGUUAGAACACCAGAGAGAAUAGCCUUGAAGCGUCUUUCUCUGAUCAUCUGCCUUUGUGAUGAGAAUGAAGCUGUUUGCCCUACUGAAACAGUUUUAUUUCCGGAAAGUGCUGUGUGUGUGUAGCACUUGCGAGCAUUCGGCAGACUCUGCAAUAGCAGGGGAGAAUAAUUCAGUAAAAUCCUGAGAUGCUGCAAACCCUUUCAGCUUGGGGAGAGGAAUUGGCACGUUGAUCACCCAAGCAGAUUUAGAGGCCCACGGCACGUGCCCUGGCUUAUUCAGGGAACCAACAUGGCCACAGAACAGGCGAGUUGUGAGCUUUUCAGCCCCUCCUUUAUAUCCUGCAUCCGUAUUUCAUUGUUCGUUCAAUAAACUGUGUAUCAUCUUUGA
This is a messenger RNA of Varanus komodoensis (Komodo dragon), 3044 nucleotides long. RefSeq names its product transmembrane protein 174-like. The transcript is spliced from 4 exons. The coding region runs from base 507 to 1382 and encodes 291 amino acids. The record is from RefSeq and is a predicted model, not a curated record. Lineage: Eukaryota; Metazoa; Chordata; Lepidosauria; Squamata; Varanidae.